AUGGCAGCGGAUAAAGAAUCAUCGUCGUCGUCAAGCUCGGAGAAGCAAGAUCUGACCCGCCACGAGUCCGACUCGGAAGAUGUCCCCAAGUCUCCUCCUAGCUCCCCUGGCUCUUCCACUCGCAAGGCUUGCUAUGCUGUUCUGCAAAGUUGGGUAUCCAAGAAGUUCAUGACUGGAUGCAUUGUUCUGUUUCCAGUAGCUGUGACAUUCUUGGUCACAUGGUGGUUUGUUGAGUUUGUGGACAGCUUCUUCAGUCCGAUAUAUGAACAACUUGGCGUUGAUAUAUUUGGCCUUGGAUUUAUUACGUCACUACUUUUCAUAUUCUUCGUGGGGAUAUUUGCUUCAUCAUGGUUUGGUGCCACUGUAUUCUGGCUUGGUGAAUGGCUCAUAAAGCAAAUGCCAUUUGUGAAGCACUUGUAUUCAGCCUCCAAGCAACUCAGUGCAGCUAUAUCUCCUGACCAGAAUACUACUGCAUUUAAAGAGGUGGCAAUCAUCCGUCAUCCACGUCAAGGGGAAUAUGCAUUUGGCUUCAUCACAUCGACUUUUCUCCUUCAGAGAGAAGACGGGGAUGAAGAAUUGUGCAGCGUUUAUGUUCCAACAAACCAUCUGUAUAUUGGAGACACUUUUCUGGUCAACUCGAAAGAUAUCAUCAGACCAAACUUGUCAAUUCGGGAAGGAAUAGAGAUCAUUGUCUCAGUUGGUAUGACGAUGCCACAAACCCUAGCUCCCGCCGAAAGAAUUUUGCAUCAGAAAAAUGCGACUCCACUCACCAGAAUGGUAUAA
This is a messenger RNA of Linum trigynum, 783 nucleotides long. The record is from the annotation of a GenBank genome assembly. NCBI's taxonomy places the organism in Eukaryota, Viridiplantae, Streptophyta, Magnoliopsida, Malpighiales, Linaceae.